Messenger RNA from Oreochromis aureus, 2367 nucleotides. Its product is annotated as histamine H3 receptor-like. Gene Ontology annotation, cellular component: membrane. NCBI's taxonomy places the organism in Eukaryota, Metazoa, Chordata, Actinopteri, Cichliformes, Cichlidae. Gene Ontology annotation, molecular function: histamine receptor activity. The record is from RefSeq and is a predicted model, not a curated record. The coding region runs from base 1 to 1167 and encodes 388 amino acids. The transcript has 3 exons. Gene Ontology annotation, biological process: adenylate cyclase-activating adrenergic receptor signaling pathway.
AUGUCGGAGGAGCAAACUGAUUCCAACUCCACAGGGUACUAUUUUGGCAAUGCCUCCACUAGAGUCCAGAGCAGCUUCGUUUUCUCGGGACCCAUGAUUGUCAUUUUAAUGGUGAUGAUGGUGACUUUGGUUGUUGUGAUAGUUUUGGGCAACGCGCUCGUCAUCUUGGCAUUUAAAGUGGACAAGAGUUUGAGGAGACAGUGCAAUUACUACUUCCUGAAUCUAGCAAUAUCUGAUUUUCUUGUAGGGGCAUUUUGCAUCCCGGUGUACAUCCCCUACAUCCUCACAGGCAGGUGGACGCUGGGUCGAGGACUGUGUAAGCUGUGGCUGGUCAUGGACUACCUGCUUUGUUCCGCGUCUGUCUUCAGCAUUGUUCUCAUCAGCUACGACCGCUUCCUGUCAGUCACCAGAGCAGUAAGCUACCGUGCCAGACAGAGCAUGACUCAUCAAGCCAUAAUCAAGAUGACUGCAGUCUGGGUGCUAGCCUUCGUCCUCUAUGGCCCUGCUAUCAUAUUCUGGGAGCUGGUGGUGGGCAUAAGCCACGUGCCAAAGGAUGAGUGCUUCGCAGAUUUCUAUUACUCUUGGUAUUUCCUGCUGAGUGCCUCUAUGCUGGAGUUUUUUUCUCCUUUCAUCUCUGUGGCUUUCUUCAACCUCAGCAUUUACCUCAGUAUACGCAGAAGGAGGCUGCACAGCAGGGAGGCUCAGCUUCACCUUCAAGCAAGUGAACCCGCCUCUGCCCAGGGGGAAGGUAUCCCCCUGUCCCACAAUUGGGGGUUUGGGAUAAAACUGGCUGUAAGAGGCUCUAUCAACUCCCAGACAUCCUCUCCUGGUUUGGGUAAGCUAGAUGCCUCAAACAGCAGGGCAGCCCAUCCUAGCCGUCUAUCCAGGGAUAAGAAAAUUGCUAAGUCUCUGGCCAUCAUAGUAUGUGUGUUUGCCAUCUGCUGGGCACCGUACACCCUACUGAUGAUCAUCCGCGCUGCCUGCAGAGGGCAAUGCAUCCAGCAUCACUGGUACGAGGUCACCUUCUGGCUCCUGUGGCUCAACUCUGCUAUUAACCCAUUCCUCUACCCGCUGUGCCACAGUAGCUUCCGCAGGGCCUUUAGCAAGAUUCUCUGCCCAAAGCGGCACACUACUCCCCCAUCAUCUGUCCUACGCACUGGCCAGUGACAAACUGAUGCCUGUGGAUGGAUGGUGAUGAACAAUGCGCCCGAACUGUUGAUGGAUGUGUUUAUAAACCAUUGAAACCAAUCUGUGCACCAUAGUUUGUUAUGUAGAAAGUAACUCACAGUUUUCAGUGUUUUUCAGCGUUAGGAAGUUCAAGAUUUUUACUGCAAAACAUAUCAGAAUUUAGCAAUCAGUUUUCUUGUGUUCAGCUAAAGGAUGUGCUAAGCGGAGGCAUAAAAUAUCCCCAAAUGUAUUUUGAUAACACCCUGGAGACGGAACUGAAAAAUAUUAGCAGUGGUAUGUCAGUUGUUGGAUAUGAGGAAGAAAAAAAUCAUGAGGCGGUGAAACACAUAUACACAAAUAUAAUGCAAAACCCCCCCAAACAUUACAAUAUCAUCUGCAAGCUUACGUGUCAGUGAAAUAUUGUCAAGAAAUUCAUUUUAUUGGCAAAACUUUACAUUUAUUGUCUUUUUUAUUAGGCGACAGGUAAGAUAGAUAGAUUUAUUCUCACACAAAAUAAUCUAUUUAAAGAGUUUCCUCCACUGUGGCCAGAGCUUAAAUAAACAGAUCACUAUCACCAUCUACUGUCAGAAGGUUUACUACUCCUGUAAUGCCAGAAGCACAGUGAGCAAAAUACAAAGUGCCAUUAGGUGCAAUUUUAAAAAUGACAUCUGCUUUUAAAGCCUAUAUUUAAGGUAAAAUGUUAUAUAUUAGUGAUGGAUUAUAUUCCUCUCCACUCUUGAGUGCAUUUGAAAUUCAUUUGCAAAUUUAUUAGUACCAGGUUCUGGUCAGCAUGUAGCAUAUUUAUCACUACUAGUCAUCAAGUGUUUGUUUUUCAGAAAAAAUUUGGCUUCCAAUAGGAAAGGAAAGCUUACGUGUUUACAAACAAUGCCCAAACCCCCAUUUUACUGUGAUCACCAGGUGUAUAUAUCCGUAUGUGCCACUAGAUGUCACCAUUAACCUUUACAGUUUCCUUUGAGUGCAAAGCUUUAUGAAGUGAAGUCAGCCAGUCAGUUUACUGUAAACUGCAUAUAGCAACUUUAAAAUUUUAAAAACCUAAUCAGUAGCAGUAUGUUCUGUGCUCUGGCCAAUGUUAAAUAUAGUCACCGAGUGAUGUAAUGCUAUUGAUGCUAUAAAUGCUAUAUAUUUGUGCAGCUGUAAUACUACUAGUGGCGGCUCGUCUGUGAUCUUCUUGGCUCAUAG